GUACCAGAACUUAAGGCAAAAGAAGAACCUUAAGAACCUAUAGAAGAAGAGGUUGAAAAAAUUGAUGAAAAUGAAACAGCAAUGGACAAAUCAGAAGACGUUCAACUUGAAGAAGAGGUGGUGGAAUCUCCACAGUUGAUAUCUGUUUAUGAUGAUACCGGAGAUUUGCUUGGUUUGCAUGAAAUAAAUCAAAAAGCUAUACAAUUAGAGGAAAGCAACGCAUUAGCUCUUGCAAUUGUUCCAACAGAUAAUGGUAAUUUAUCUUCAUCAAGUGAUGCUUUGAGUGCACUUGUUGGGCCAAAUGCAACAGGAUGGGAGCUAGCACUUGUUACUGCACCAAGUAACAAUACUAGUCAUGUGACAGGCAGCCAAUUGGCUGGUGGAUUUGAUAGGCUAUUACUAGAUAGCUUAUAUGAAGAUGAUUCUGCGAGGAGACAACUAGAAUUACAAAAUGCAGGUUAUGGAUAUGGAGGGAUGAUGACUAUAAAAAAAAAAAAAAAAAAAAAAAGAAUUCAUUGA
Molecule: messenger RNA, 519 nt
Organism: Jatropha curcas
Lineage: Eukaryota; Viridiplantae; Streptophyta; Magnoliopsida; Malpighiales; Euphorbiaceae
Source: RefSeq, a predicted model, not a curated record